Molecule: messenger RNA, 1017 nt
Organism: Naegleria fowleri
Lineage: Eukaryota; Heterolobosea; Eutetramitea; Acrasida; Naegleriidae
Exons: 3
Coding region: 1-1017 (338 amino acids)
Molecular function (GO): protein binding; RNA binding
Source: RefSeq, a predicted model, not a curated record
AUGAAAAAGACAGUUCAUGACAUUCAGAAGGAGCUUAUUGGAAGAAGUAUUCAGUACAAAGGAAAAUCCUUUGUCAUUAGAGACAUUGAUUUUGGUAAAAAUCCAACUUCAACCUUUAAGAGAAAGGACAAGGAGAUCUCCUAUCUUGACCAUGCAGAAGAAAGAUAUGGAAAAACAGAGGAUCCAAUUGAUGUGAAACAACCCAUGGUCAAAUGUUAUUUGACAGGUGCCAAGAAAAAAGAGGUUAUCAAAGAUUUGAAUUGUUUUUCAUGGAGCCAAAAGUCGGAUACCAUUAAGAAUAUUGUUCAAAACUUUGCUUCUUCCAAGAGUGAGGCAGGAAGAUUUUUACAGGAAAAUGCAGGAAUUACAAUUUCUGAACGUCGAUUACAAGUGACAGGCAGUGAUUCCAAAGUAUACAACACCGUCAAAGAGAUACUCAUCUCGAAAGGUGUCACCUCUCAAUGUAUACUAUGGACAGGAAAGACAAGAGAAAAAGUAACUGCCAUCCGAAAACAAGUCUUGAGCAAAUCCAAAAUUCCUCUUUGGAAUCUACGUCAUGAUUUCCAAGGUGUGACAGUGUGUGGCAUUUGCGUUGAAGGUAAUGGAAGGACUAAAACUGGAGCUGUCGUCAUGAGUGUGAAUGAGGAAUUAACUGAAUACUGUUCGGACACCUUUCAGUGUGAAAAGAAGGAUCUAUUCCAAUCUCUCACUCAAUCCCUUCAAAAUGUUAAGGAAAAGAGGGAACAGAUCACAAAGAAAAAUCAAGCGAACAGCAACAUUAUUAUUUAUGUCAUGGGUUUGCAAUAUCUUUCAGAAGAACUUGCAUUUGCGACAUGGGAAUUGAUCUUUCCAAAUCUUUGUGUCAUUUUGGUCAACAAGGAUACUUCGACAAGAUUCUAUCGAGACCACCUAAAAGUGGACUCAUCUCUGCUUGUAAAAGAUCUACAAAGAGAACAUGUCAACGAGUUCUACUUGACGACAGUUUCGGAUGCCAGUGAAUUAUGUCAUUGUCCAUAA